Drosophila melanogaster (fruit fly) is the source of this 486-nucleotide messenger RNA. RefSeq lists its product as uncharacterized. Gene Ontology annotation, cellular component: mitochondrial membrane. Lineage: Eukaryota; Metazoa; Arthropoda; Insecta; Diptera; Drosophilidae. The record is from RefSeq and is marked reviewed. The coding region runs from base 113 to 304 and encodes 63 amino acids. The transcript has 2 exons.
AACGUUUAAAAGUCACAAUCCGAAUCCCGGUCUAAAAUACAGGUCGAAUAUCGAAUCCAAAUUUUAAUCUUUUGUUAAAAGCCACGCCAAUCCGGUCAACAACGAUCCAAAGAUGUCCGAUCAUUUCAACUUCAACGAAGCCUUCAACAGCCAGACCAUGCGUGGUCGCGCCAAUGUAGCCAAGGCCACCUGGGCCUCGUUGGGACUCGUCUACGUCCUGGUCAAGAUGCACCGCCGCAACACGAAGCGGCGCGAGACCAAGCUCUACUGCAAGGGCUGCCAGCAGGCCAUGCUCCAUGGCUAGGGCGCCGAUGCUGCCAAAUCAUUGAAGUCAUGGCUCCCCACCGCUCCGACCCAUUCGACCCGUCAGCAAUCCAUAACUAUUUAUAAUCAGCACCCCCUUUCCGGUCCUCGAUGCCACAGUUAAAGGCUUGGGGACCAAACUCAUGUACCACCUCGUUGAGUCAAUAAAAAUCGAAUCCUGCC